Peromyscus leucopus (white-footed mouse) is the source of this 930-nucleotide messenger RNA. RefSeq names its product taste receptor type 2 member 124-like. The record is from RefSeq and is a predicted model, not a curated record. The coding region runs from base 1 to 930 and encodes 309 amino acids. NCBI's taxonomy places the organism in Eukaryota, Metazoa, Chordata, Mammalia, Rodentia, Cricetidae. The transcript has a single exon. Gene Ontology annotation, cellular component: membrane. Gene Ontology annotation, biological process: sensory perception of taste; G protein-coupled receptor signaling pathway; detection of chemical stimulus involved in sensory perception of bitter taste. Gene Ontology annotation, molecular function: bitter taste receptor activity; G protein-coupled receptor activity.
AUGGGGCCUGUCCUCCACAGCAUCUCCACCACUGCAGUAGUUGCAGAGUUCAUUCUGGGGAAUCUGAGCAAUGGAUUGAUAGUGCUGAACAACUGCAUUGACUGGAUCAACAAGAGAGAGCUUUCCCCAGUUGAUCAAAUCCUCAUUAUCUUGGCAAUUUCCAGAGUUACUCUCCUCUGGGAAACAAUAUUUAUUUGGGUUAAAACCCAAUCAAUUUCAUUUAUUACCAGAGAAGAAUUAAAAAUACUUGUGUUCUGCUGUAUACUAUCUAGCCACUUCAGUCUCUGGCUUGCCACAGCCCUCAGCAUCUUUUAUUUACUCAGAAUAGCUAACUUCUCCUGGCAGAUCUUUCUCUACUUGAAAUGGAGAGUUAAUCAACUGAUUGUGGGGGUGCUGCUGGGAAGCUUGGCCUUCUUGCUUGCAAAUCUGAUGCAAAUGAGCAUCACUCUUGAAGAGAAGUUGAAUCAAUAUGGAAGAAACACAACUGUGAAUUCCAUGGAGAGAGAUUUCACAUUACUUUCAGAGUUGAUCUUAUUCAACAUGACUAUGUUCUCUGUAAUACCAUUUUCUUUGGCUUUGGUAUCCUUUCUCCUGCUAAUAUUCUCCUUGUGGAAACAUCUCCAGAAGAUGCAGCUCAAUUCCAGAGGACAUGGAGACCCCAGUACCAAGGCCCACAGGAAUGCCAUGAAAAUUAUAGUCUCCUUUCUCCUGCUUUAUGCUACUUACUUUCUGUCCCUUCUGAUAGCAUGGAUUUCUGAGAAACAUCGUAGUGAACUGGUUCACAUUAUUUGUAUGAUAACUGGACUCAUGUAUCCGUCAACUCACUCAUUAAUCUUGAUUCUAGGAAACUCUAAAUUAAAGCAGACUUUUCUUUUGAUACUGAGGCAUUUGGGAUGUAGGCUGAAAGGACAGAAUAUCCCAACUACUUAA